AUGGCCCAACAGCCUUUAUCCUCGGCGGCCCAGCCCACCGACAUCUACGGUGGAGAUGAGGUUUCUGCUCUCGUUCUCGAUCCUGGAUACUGCAAUACACGCGCCGGAUGGGCAGGCGAAGAUGUCCCCAAGUCCAUUCUGCCGUCCUUUUACGGCCACUCGACGGCUACUCCGCCCCAGAACUUCUUUGGUGACGAGCGUCUAAUUCCCCGCGCCGACUUUGAGAUUCGCAACUACAUGAACAAGGAUAGCGUUGUCGAGGAUUGGGAUGUCGCGCCGAAGAUCUGGGAGCACAUGCUCAUCAACCGACUACAGCCCGACAAGCAGACGCCACCGUCAAAGAACGGUCUCAAUGAUGACCCCAAGGAGAAGACCCAGGACGGCGAGGGUGACGUUGCCAUGGAAGAGACAGAGAAUCAGGAAAUCGAAAAGUUGCUCCAGGAGAACCCUCUCCUUGUGACGGAGGCGCCUUGGAAUACCCCCAAAGCACGAGAGAAGACCACCGAGGUCAUCAUGGAAACAUGGGGUUGCCCAGCGUUUUGGCUCAGCCGCACACCGGUGCUCUCAGCAUUCGCCGCGGGUAAGGCGACGGCGUUGGUUAUCGAUGUCGGUGGCGCGAAUACUUCAGUGGCCGCUAUCCACGAUGGAAUGGUUCUGAAGCGAUCGAUCCAGAAGUCUCCCAUUGGCGGUCUCUGGUUGUCCUCUCAGAUACGCAGCCUGUGGGAAACAUCGGAACCCAAGGUUACUCUCACCCCAACCUAUAUGGUGGAAAACAAGACCCCAGUAGAUGCUCUGGCUCCUGUUCAGGCCCGUCUGCGACAGUUCCCCUACCAAAUCCACAGCUCAUUCCGGGCAUACGAGGAGGAGCGUGUAUUGACAGAGUUCAAGGAGUCGGUCGUAGAGGUCUGGAACAAGCCUGGACGUCUCAACUCGCCAGGAAAUGAAGAUUUCGCCAAGACACUCCCUGGCCGCGUAUUCGAGAUGCCCGAUGGAUGGAACCAGAUGUGGCGCGAGCAGCGAUUCAAGCUCACCGAGGGCCUGUUCGAUGAGACAGCCGGCUAUCCCCUGCCCGAGGAGGAGCGUGUGGGUAAGAACCAAACCAUUCCUGCUCUUAUCCGUGCUGCCCUGGAGGCUGUCGAUGUUGACUUGCGGGGCAACCUGCUUGCCAACGUUGUCGUGACCGGCAGCACUACCCUGAUCAAUGGCUUCAACGAUCGUCUCCAGAAUGAACUGGCGGCCAUGUAUCCCGGAAUGAAGAUCAAGAUCCACGCUGCCGGUUUGACGAGCGAGAGACGGUUCGGUGCCUGGAUCGGCGGCAGCAUCCUUGCAAGCCUGGGCACUUUCCACCAAAUGUGGAUCUCUCGAAAGGAGUACGAGGAGAAUGGCCCGGGCAUUGUCGAGAAGAGGUGUAAGUAA
Molecule: messenger RNA, 1416 nt
Organism: Clonostachys rhizophaga
Lineage: Eukaryota; Fungi; Ascomycota; Sordariomycetes; Hypocreales; Bionectriaceae
Source: the annotation of a GenBank genome assembly